AUGGAGAACGGCCUCUCCUCAGAGCAGACCUCUGGUGCUCUGCCGCCGCCGCCGCCGAUGUCGACGCAGCCAUCCUCCUGGUCAUGGCGCCCUAGCCCGGCGGGAAUGGACGGGCCUCCUAUGUCGGGGCCACCCCCAACAUGGCCGCCUCCUACGUGGCCGCCGCCCGUCCAGAAUCCGACUGCGACGGUCCAAUCGCCUCCUGACGCGAGCCGACAGUUCUCGUACCCAAUGACCGAGACGCCGCCCACUACGACAUUCGCUUCGCCGCGUCCGACCCAGCCAGAGCCAGCUACAGCCCAAGCGCCAACCACGACGACGCGACCGCUGCAGCCGCCUCCCCCGGCAUCUCCUUCUCCUCUCGCUUCGUUGCCAGCUCCUCCGUCGUCGCCGACACGUACGGCGCCUGCUCAAGCGGCGACGCGUCCUCCGGCGCCUGCUCGUAAGGGCGCCGGGAAAAAGCGGAAGCGAGGCGGAAAGCCCAAAGAAGAGCGUCGUAAUCGAAAGAACUGGGCGGAGGGCGUGCGCGAAGAAUUCAUGAAGCCCUACGUCCCCCGCUACGUCGACGCCGUCGCCAAAGGAGGGUGGCCUGCUGGGCAGGCAGUCAUUCGCGAGUUGUGCGCCGAAUACCACGCCAAGAUCCCGUGGACCCUACCUUACACCAAGGAACCUACGACACCGCUGCCGGAGUACGAUCCCUUGAACCCUCCUGUGCUCGAGCCCUUGUCCGACGAGGAGGAGGCGGAACGAUCCGCGAUUCUCACCGAGCUGAAUGGGAUGCUCCAUCGUUGGGUGCAUUGGCGCGCGAAGAAGGUUCCUGGGUAUCGGCAGCAGUAUCGUGCCAACCGAAACAACCCCUUCGACCGCCUCGUACUCCAACUCUGCGGUAUGAGCCCUAAAGGUGCCAAGAAAGCGCUUCAGCCCGUUCAGCAAUACGCACACGAGCACCCGGACGCCUCCGUAGCGGCCGGGGCGGCAUUCGAGGACGAGAUGGCCUCCAAAGGCUUCGUCAUGAACGGCAAAAAUAUGAUCGAGAAGCAGUCCGUCAAUUGGACCAUGGGCUGGAUCAAGAAGAACUACUUCGACAAGCUGCCGGCGUCGGAGAAGGCUGGCUAUGGCGCGCGCGCUCGGCAGACCGCACGGGAGGAGAAGGAGGCUUGGGAGAAGGCUCUAAAAGAGCCCCCCAGACGCGAUGCGAAGUCCAUUCAGAAGGCGUGGGACUGCCUAGACGCGUUUGUUGAGCCCCUCCUCCGCGGCAUCGUCUCGCGCAUGGAUGGGAACGUCGUACUACUUGUCGGUGCGCGCUUGCCCGAGGAAGGUGGUAAACCUAAAGCCAGACACUUCGUCAUGGGGAAGAAUCUUGAAGGCCUCCCGUUCUCGCUAUGGGAUGAGUCCCACUACCAGAAGGAUGUAUUGGGCUCGUGGUUGGAGUACAUUGAGACAAUCUGGAGUCCCGAGGAAUGCGCGGCCGUUGACCUGAAUGCUCCAGACGUUCAUACUCCCGGCAGCCUCGGUAGGACGGAGUUCACGGCGCAAGAAAUGGAGGACGACGACGAGAGCGACGGCGAAGACAAUGACGAGGACGAGGACGAAGUACCGCUCGCGAAUACUAGCGGCAGCGCGCGCAAGCGGCAGAAGAAGAACACCACGUCGUCCUCCAUGGACACUCCCUCCCUCGAUCAGACCCCCGCCUUCGCGUCUCAGCAACCUGUCGGCCUGCCGCUCCAGCAUUCUCGACCCGCCCCCGAGCCCACUGAGCAGCUCACGCCUGAGCGCGUUGAGCAGCUCUGCCCCGAGCGCGUCGAGCAUCUCACCCCCGAGCCUAUCGAGCAGCGUGAGCCGGUUAAGCCGGUCGACCCUCUGCUCAUCGAUCCUCUGCUCCUCGGACAGGUCAACCCUCCGCCCAUCGAGCCCGAGCAGCCUGUAGCAUCGCGUCGGCAGAGCGCACGUUCGUCGGCGCUACAGCGUCAACGCGAACACGCCCCGUCGGCGAUCACACGCGAUGAGGCUGCACGACGUGCAGGGGUUGCCACCUCUGUCAAUGGCCCGGAUCUGCGUAACACAUCCAGCGCGCCCUCAGAGUCGCCUCCCAUCCCUGCUUCCGCAUCACGCGCGAGUCUUCAACCCCCAUCUCCCACUACACGCGCGCCCUCCCCUACAGCGCCCGCGGCCGUCGUCUCAGCGGUACAGCUUCCCCAAAGCGCUCGCGAAAACACGGCAGCUGCGUGGUUCCGCGAUGCGUGGCAGUACGUUGCUCAUGACUUCGGGCCUGACUGGGAAGCACUCCUCCGAGACUAUGCGUUGUGGGAGGAGGCAUAUGCUUACAGCAACGCGAAGGGGGUUGCAAAAGCACUACCCACACUCAACACCCGUCCGAAGGAAGUCGGGGUCUGGGUCAGUCACGCACGAUGGAAUCGCGGCCUUAGCGGCGAGCCCGACCUGAAAGACUUCUCGUCUGCGCAGGGCCUCCUUCGUAGAUGGUGGGAGUGGUACCGUCGCCUGUCUCCCAGCUGGCGGAACACUCGAGCAGACGGGACGCUCGAACCGUGCACGGUGUCCGAGGACGACAUGGGCAAGCUGGAGUGUAGCGGGAUCAACGGUGUCCUAAAUCUCGUCGUCGUGUUGAAGCGACACGCACGCCACUCCGAUGUAUUGGUGCCCGUGGCUCAACGGCGUCGCGUGCAUGAAGAGGGCGACGAUGUGGACGCAUGGCAGCCCACAAUAGCGCCGUCGCGCUCGGACACCCUCGAGGAGUACAUACCCUUCUUCAUGAUGGGCGAGGGCGUUAGCUGCGAGGACCAGGUUAUCGAAGUGACCGACGCGUCUACCGGCAAGCGCAAGAGAUACGCGUCGUGCUGGAGACCUUACGACCAGAUGUUCCUCCACGAGCUUCUGCGUCAUGAAGGCCUCGCCGGCGAUCAUCAGAACCUGAACACCUGCCGCUCCAUCGCAUCGCGCCCGUGCAACGAACUCAAGUUGGCUGAACAGCGCUGGACCGGCGAUUUCUGGGACAAGCUGGUCUCACUCAAGGACCUCGGGCUCGUCUACCAAGUCGGUCAUGGUGGACUGCCGUGCCCCGCGCCCCAGCCAACGGUCUACUCGAUGACCGUGAUCGCGGCCACUCACAUAUGCCGCGUCAACAUUCGAUAUUGUGCCUGCUCUCGCGGCGAGCGCGCCAAUCACGUACAACAACUACUUCGCGAAGGGUGGUAUCCUGCCACCGUUAUCGAGCCCGGCACAUGCGCGCUGUUCUCCGCGCUCGACCACUUCAUGCUGCUCACCGCCAUCGCGAAUACCAACGUCCGCGAUUUCAUUACCUCACUGCAAACCUCGGGGAAUGCGCUCCGAUUGCUGCCCCUCGCAAACCGCUUUCGCAAGAACGCGCGCUCGGACGCAGCUCUGGGCGGCGGUUCUGGCUGCUUCGUCGAACCUCAGCAAUUCAAGGAGCACCUCAAGGGAUAUGUAAAUGAGGAAGAUGUCAGCACUUGCAUUUCGUUUGCGGCGCUCAUGGAGAAGGACACGAAGUUAACAACAGGCUGCCGUGUAUCUGGAUGCGGCGCAUGUUCUUGUACGCGCCACGAGACCAUACGGCCCAACGGCCUCGGCGAUCUUCAGAAGGGAGAGAGAUAUGCGAAUAUGGAUUAUAUAUUUUGGUCCUCACUGCAGGGGGAGCAAGUACCCCGAGUAAUGCUCACAUACGACAUCGGCUGCCAAUGGAAGAAAGGACUCCUCGCCCGCGUGCAGAAAUUGCCCGCCGCCAUCCAGCCCAAGUUUUCCAACCAGCGGCCCAUCUUCGACGUCGACGUUUGCCUGCCUGUCUGGCAUGGCAAUGUCCACGAUAUUGCCUGCCGUAGCGCGAACUCCGUACGGUACGCGUGUGGUGCCGGAAAGCCUGACGGCGAGGGGCCAGAGCGAAUCUGGUCGCAGAUGAACAGUAUGGCGGCGGCUACUAAGGAGAUGGGGGAAGGGGUGCGCGACGGUGUCAUCGAGCACUGGACAGCGCAUCACAAUGUCCAGAAGAACGUGGGGCAAGGCCAUGUCCUUGAGGGUCGCCACAAGCUUGCAACAGCGCAGCGAGAGCAACGCCGCGCAGAGCUCCUCGACAUCGAGCAGGCCCUGGAGCCGCAAGUGCUCAAGACCUGGCAGAAAAUGUACGACGAGUACGAACGCGACGAUGUCAGCAAGCCAAACCCGUUCAUGCCUCAAGUUUCUGAAGGACCUUCCGAGCAGGGUGUUCGCGCCCAGCUAGUGCGCGACGAGGCCGAAGACAUCAAGUUGGGCCGAACUCCCAUGCGAGCGACGACGAAAGCUGCCUUCGUCGUUCUUGGCUUGCAGCUUGAGGAAAUGCAACGUCGCAUUGCAGCGAUGGCCGCGGACAUCUCCCUCGCCGCCCUGGACCGCGACAGGAAGGUCCAAGAACAACGUGUCGCGUGGUUCAAGAAGUUGACGCGCUAUCGCGCUCUUCAAGAACAUUUCAUGCCGGUCGCCGUUGCGAAGGCUCUCGCCGAAGAGCAAGCGCGAAACCCGGACACUCCGCCCCCGGAUGCUGAAGAGGUCAAGAUAUGGCUGCCAUCCAAUCUCACGCGCGAAGAACGUGAAGAAGGCUGCGUCGAGGGGCUCGCCAAAGUUGAAGAUAUUCGCAACCGCCUGCAUGCGAGGCGGUACAUCAUCAACGAACGCAACGCUCAUGCAACAGGGCAGCAACAGUCUACACGCGCACGCAACAUCAUCGCCCGUCUCGACGAACGGAUCGAGCGAGUCGCGGAGAAGUAUCGCGCUGCCCGCCGCGGCCUGUUCUGCAUCACCCCCGCCAACGACUAUCCUGCGUUCCGCGAGCUUAGGAGCAGCGACCUUAGCAUCGACGACGACCGAGAAGCCGAUGGCGCCAGCACGGAACGCCUGAACAACCACGGUGAGCGUGGCAGUCGCGCAAUCAGCAACACACGCAAGACCGACGCGACGCCGCUGACUGCCCGCGAUCGUGCUAUCGCAUCCGUGCGCGAUGCCGACUCACGACGCAACCUCACCUCGUGGAUUUGGACGGCGCUCGGCGGCCCCAACCAAGACACAGAGGCUCAAGUUCACGAUGCAGUUCGCGUUGAGUGGGCGAAGGCGCGCGCACGCUCCGAGCGCUGGACUGAGGAGGUCAACAUCAUCACCGAGGAGAUGCGUCGGGUCCUCCGGUGCCUACGCUGGAAUUGUCGCCAUUGGGAGGAGCUCGCACGCUUUGAGGGGGAGCUGGAUCCUGCAGGCAGGGCUGGGUUACGCGCAUACGCGCUGCGUCAGGCUCACCUUUACGGCCGCUUGCGAACCUCGUUCCACGUGGCUUGGUCAGCAGGUUCGGGGAAGGCUGCGAGCCAUGGACAAAAGCCUUUUGGCCCCUGCCACUGGUGGAUUCGGAUGGAUUACGACGAGGCCCUCGACGAUUUCCACAACGGCGAGGACGUGUCCGCAGCUGGCGAGUCGGCGGGGUCGAUUCGCCGAAGAGACGAUGUAGAGGCGGAGGAGGCCAGGUCAUUCCUGUCGCGGUCGCCAUCGCGCGAACCGGUGCAGAAGCGCGCGCGCGCUGACGAACCGCCACGGGCAGGGCCGUCGAACGCGCCUGCACGCGCGCCAACGUCAACCGGCCCACGAGCAGGACGAGGGGGUGACUUUGGACGAGGAGGUUGUAGAGGAGGACGACCGCGCGGGCGCGGAGGCGCUCGCAACUUCAGGCUCGGACCCUUUGGGGCUCCGAACGAACCGUUCUCGCCAUUCCGACCGGCCAACUGGACCGGUGGCACGGACGGAUGGGCGACCACGACGCAUGGGCCCGGCGUGUUCCCACCAGGCCAUGAGCCAACCUUCACGCCGCUGCAGGAAGAUGAUGACGAGUCGGACUUGGGCAGUGGCGAACCCGACUCGGACAGUGAGAGGAUCCGAGAUCGGCGUCAACUGCGACGCAAGCGGGCACUGGAGUUGCGCGCCGAACCAUUGCACCCCGUCGCGGUCGCCAUCCGCGACCCGGCAGCCUUGCAGUACGUGCGCGAGCGUCAAGUGAUGCUCAUGAUGGACAUCACUCGUGUGCCCAAGGUCAUAUCCCGCAAUGGCGCCCUCACGGCAGCCACGGCGCCCUUGGGUCGGACUCGGAGGGUGGAUCGCACUCCGACCCAGCUCAUCAUCCAGAAGUUCAACGCCCUCCCGCGCACGGUUGCGGACCCUCGUCAUGAUCGUCCGCUGACGCCAACCCGAGAUGCGCCUCUCGGGGUAUGGAUCACCACGCUGGCCACGAAUGUGAACGCCCUGCCGCGAGGCAUUCGGACGAUGCGUUGGGGAACGCACAACGCGGACCCGCACUUCCUGGCCGUGAGCCAGGUGAGGACAUGGUGCACGCUGCAGCGGAUGUUGCCCGACGACACCACCGACUUCCAGUACAGGUGGUUGACGGAAGCGAUUCUCCUCAUCGGAGAGCUCGCCACGACGGGACCCGGGAAUGGCCGUGUCGGGUACAUCGCCUGGUGCGAGUCGUUUGGUGUGGAACUUAGGCUCAAUCGUGCAUUGUCUCGAUUCACGCCUAACCACGGACCGCUCGACAUGCCCCACUUCGUCAAGUUCCUCGCGAGCGAGUGUGGCAUCAACCCGAUCGAGUUCAAUGACAUGCUCCCCUUCGUCGCUGAGGCCUGCUACGUCAACUUACAGUUGGUGGAUGAGGUCGACAGAUCGCAAGCUGUCCUCGACUCGAUCGCGUCGCACGUCCUCCAGGAUGGCGGAAGAUGGCCCCAAGGGCUUCCCGGCCCGUCGUACUGGGCCACAUCGUCGCAGGACCCCAAGUGGUUCUAUGCAGCGCCACCGCUACCUGGCAGCGACCAGGUCCUCUUAGGGCACCGCAGUCCGCCGACGUGCAUUGACGCGAUCGCCGACCCCAACUUCAUCUACGCACCGAAUGACCCAGAGCAAUACCGGAUGCGUAAGCUUCCGGUGAUUGCAGUUGAGCGGUGGGUUAUGGCCAACGUGCCGCCCGCAGCGCACCCGACUGCGUCGGGUGACACAGUCGAGCGCGACGAGGAGAUGGGGGAUGCGAGCAAGGAGACGCCGUCGCAGCCUGAGGCUGUGGCCGCUACACCCAUCGACAACCCCUCCGCAUUGAGCGCCGAGGGCAGUGCACAGCCGGAGUCGGGCGUCGACGCGGAUGUCCCGAAGGACGAUUUGGCACAACCCCUGCCACCGCAGGGCGAAGGGGCUGGAUCGGGGGCGGUCGACGCGUAG
Messenger RNA from Schizophyllum commune H4-8, 7245 nucleotides. RefSeq lists its product as uncharacterized. Bases 1 to 7245 code for a protein of 2414 amino acids. The record is from RefSeq and is a predicted model, not a curated record. Gene Ontology annotation, biological process: mRNA cis splicing, via spliceosome. Lineage: Eukaryota; Fungi; Basidiomycota; Agaricomycetes; Agaricales; Schizophyllaceae. Gene Ontology annotation, cellular component: spliceosomal complex. The transcript is spliced from 18 exons.